This is a messenger RNA of Annulohypoxylon maeteangense, 2047 nucleotides long. RefSeq lists its product as uncharacterized. The record is from RefSeq and is a predicted model, not a curated record. Bases 432 to 1658 code for a protein of 408 amino acids. Lineage: Eukaryota; Fungi; Ascomycota; Sordariomycetes; Xylariales; Hypoxylaceae. The transcript is spliced from 2 exons.
GUACGAUUCGUAGAAACGGAACGGCACGAGACUUUCUUUUUGUCCAGACCAGACCAAAGCAGACAACUGCCAACUGCCAACUGCCAAACUUCUUAUCAUCACCACUUAGUACUUUACCACUUAACUUCCGAACAACUCCAUAGAUACCCGCAUUCCUUUGUUGAGAGACUCCCCGCCGCUUUCGUUGAUCGUGUUUCUGAAAUACAUGACUUCGACUUUUUGCUAUUCGAAUCGGCAAACACGAUCAUCUUAACCACAAUCUCAUCAUCUUUUUUUUUUCAGGUCGCAUCAGGUCGAGGACGGGACUCAUCGCCUAUCCAUGACACAGCCCACCAACAUAUGACGCCUCGGGCACUCUGAAUGCUCCUGACGGCAACUACAACGUAUCCUAAAGGCUCUACCAUAUCUAGCCGACAGCGAGUCUUAUCAAGAUGCCUAUCGGUGAUCUCCUCGCCGAGAUUUCUGGCGAUAAUCCAUCCUCUGCCCCGACACCGAAGACACCUGCAUCGUCAAAUCUCAAGCGCAAAGCAGAAGAUGAUUCACAAAGUGCGACGUCGGUCAAGCUUGUCAAGUCACGACAACAGGAUGGCUCUUAUUCAGCAAAUAAGGUCGUACGCGAAGUGAAGAAUGAGCCUAUCGAUCGAACAAAGACUACCACGUCCACGUCAUCGAAGCCUUCAUCCCUCCCUCACCGUACAAAUUCACCGGCAACGAACGGCCGCUACGAACCUCCUGUGCCAACUGGACCGCGUGUAAUAGGUUCAUCGUCAAACGGCAGACCAACACCUGGAUCCAACACAACCCAGCCGAGGUCAUCCACAAGUACUGCUAUUCGACCAAAGCUGAGUUCAGCUUCUCUAGCAGCCGCUGCCAAGGCCCCUCUUGCUAGAUCAUCACCUACCACGCCUACCUCUUCCGAUCCGUCAAAACCACCGAAGAAGGGAUCAUACGCAGAGAUCAUGGAACGCGCAAAGAAGGCUCAGGCAAAGAUCGUGCCAGGAAAGGUUGGUGUGAUUCAACACAGAGCUAUUGAGAAGAAUCGACCUGUGAAGCCGGAACCAAAGUCUGGUAUGGCAAAGAACGCGAAUGGGAAAACAUACUCCGGAAGCGCCCGACCAUCUUCUGCAAAUCGUGGAGUGCCCAGAGCUGGAAUGGCAUCUUCUGAUGGUCGGAACGGUGCUUCGAAGAAUGUGGGUGGUAACACUAGUACUAAGGCCCGGCACGGUUCGCUCGGUGGUGAAGCGGAGAAGAAACUCAAGAAAGCUGCCACAGCCACUACAGGCUAUACUGGAACUGCUCGUCCUCGCCCCGGUGCAACAUCAGGAAAGUCAUCAUCAUCUAAGAAGGGGCCAUCUUACAAGGCUGGUGGUCUUCUUGCACCUCCUCGAUCUAAUCGACGAGACAAGUAUGAAGAUGAGUACGACGACGAUCUGGACGAUUUCAUCGAAUAUGACGAUGACGAAGACCCUGAUCCUCGACACUACGAUUAUGCAUCGGAUGGUUCGAGUGACAUGGAAGCCGGCCUGUCAGACAUUGACGUCGAGGAGCGACGAGCCGAGGUACUAGCACGUGAGGAGGACAAGAGGGAGCAAGCCCUAGAAGAAAAGCUCAGGCGUGAGAAGGAGGAACGACGACGACGCCUCAACGGAGGCCGAUGAACUCGCCUCCAAUACUCUCUUCUUGUUGCUCUGCGGAUGACCAAGGUUAUUCAACGCAGACAAUAGUGACGUCUUCGGCCUAGUUUUCUAGUUACAAUCACGGUUCGUGUACCUAGACGGAAAUUGCAUGGAAAAAGGCGUUUUAUGAUUUUCACACCCGCAGGGCUAAAAACCCGGAAGCAACGGCGUUCUUCAUGCAUAGUUGUGAGGUCAGGUCAUCAAAGGGAGUGAGUGGUGCGUUGGCUUGUACUUAAUUCCAGCAUAGCACAGCUUUUAGGUGCCCUUGCAGGAAAAUUUUUUGCAAGAAUUCCGAGCUUUGUACAUUCUCAGAAGGUUUAGAUGAUAAUUUGUAGUUAUUACUUGCUUGUGUCUUAACAACUAGUUCUAGA